UCUCUCUCUCUCUCUCUCUCUCUCUCUCUCUCUCUCGCUCUGCCUCGUGCUGUAGUAUGAUAUACAUCCCCUUCUGUCCUGUCCACGCUACACACUCAGAACGGUACUGAACACACACCGAUCACUGUGGGAUUUACAGCCGGUCUAAACUGUGUGUCGAGCCCUGUUUGGAUACACCAUGACUGAACAUGACCCAGACCUGAGAGCUGUAGUGCAGGAAGUGUGGGACAACGAUAUCAAUCGCCUGAGACCUGGGACAGACUACCGCAUAUCUCUGCAAAGUAAAGCAGCUAAUCUGUCAAACCUCAACGAUGGGCAGGAAGCAGCUGGAUCUCCUUUGUUCACGUAUGUGGAUGAAAGCAUUUUUAAAAAAGAAACGUUCUUGGCUUUUAUUUCACUUCUUGAUAAUUAUGAGAGUGAUACUGGUGUACCAGAGGUCGUGACCCCGGAGGAGGAGGUGGAGAAUCACAGGUUUCUGGACUCCAUAAUGAAGACUCCUGUAAUGAAGAUUGUCCAUAAGUAUCUUGUAGAGAAGAAUCUCUCUCCACUCGACACUUCAGCGUUUAAAGAGCAGCUGCACCGCAUCUGGUUCGAGCUGUACGCCAGGAGAGGAUCCAGCAAACCAGACUCGUCAGGGUUCGAGCAUGUCUUCGUAGGUGAAACUAGAGGUGGGCAUACUGUUAUCGGGUUCCACAACUGGAUUCAGUUGUACCUGCAGGAGAAGCUCGGCCACAUCGACUACAAAGGCUACAGCGUGGAAGCGAAUUCCCCAGAACCUGACGAGAACAAGCACCUCUUAGCUCUUCAGUUUAGCUGGAAGAACGGGAUCAAGCCCAAAGGGAGCAUCUUCAUUGGUGUGAGCCCGGAGUUUGAGUUCGCCCUGUACACCCUGUGUUUCAUCACCUCUCCUAACGAGCGCGUCAAAGUGUCUUUCAGUCUUUACGACGUGGAGAUUGUGUGCCAUCACUACAACCAGAAGCACAUAGGAACAACUUACCCUGUCCUCAUCAGAUACCAGGAUGUACAGUGAGCAGGAAGGGCCUCAGGGGUUUAUAGCUAUGGGUUAUGACCUCUGCUUUUAUAUUUUAAUCUGCAAUGAAAAUAAAACAAGAAACAUUGCAGAAUUAUUUAUAUUCCUGCUUUUUAUUGUUCUAGAUAUGUCAUCUCAUCAUGUUAUUAAUUAUUUAGUACAUCACUCACUCAUUCAUCCCUAUUUUAUUCACAUGGACUUUACUAUUGACUGGGAACAAUUCGACUGAGCUGAAAGAUUAGACUUUAACAGAGUUAACAGAAUACUUUAGCAUUUUUUCAAACUAAUUAAUAUUGACUGCAACUACUGUAGAAUAUAUAUAUAUAUAUAUAUAUAUAUAUGUAGAAUAUAAGUUAUUUUGACACGUGAAAGAACAGGAAAUUCAUCAACUUGAGACUCGUCUAUGGACGGUGAUUAGAUUCUGUCAAAUGUUUAAAACAUCAUUUUAUAAUGUGAAUUCAAAACUACAUUUUACCCUCACACUGAGGUCUU
Molecule: messenger RNA, 1522 nt
Organism: Ictalurus furcatus (blue catfish)
Lineage: Eukaryota; Metazoa; Chordata; Actinopteri; Siluriformes; Ictaluridae
Gene: endou2
Product: endonuclease, polyU-specific 2
Exons: 7
Coding region: 179-1030 (283 amino acids)
Molecular function (GO): RNA endonuclease activity
Source: RefSeq, a predicted model, not a curated record